Anguilla anguilla (European eel) is the source of this 1601-nucleotide messenger RNA. RefSeq names its product mitochondrial ribosomal protein L4 (gene mrpl4). The coding region runs from base 150 to 1052 and encodes 300 amino acids. Gene Ontology annotation, cellular component: ribosome. NCBI's taxonomy places the organism in Eukaryota, Metazoa, Chordata, Actinopteri, Anguilliformes, Anguillidae. Gene Ontology annotation, biological process: translation. The record is from RefSeq and is a predicted model, not a curated record. The transcript is spliced from 9 exons. Gene Ontology annotation, molecular function: structural constituent of ribosome.
UUGUUACGUCAUAAUUAUGGGACAGAGUAGCGUUGACCUAUUCAUGCAUGUGAAACAAUGUAGCUACCCCGUUAUAGCUUACACGUCUAAUUUGCAUUAAGAGACCACUUUCAAACUAUAUAUAUUUGCAGUUUUACAAGACGACCACCAUGCUUCGCUGCUCUAUAAUUGUUGGCUGUAGAGAACUUGGUAAAAGGUGCAUUUCCUCGCUUACUGGAGAAGGUGCACUCCCCGCCAACCUACGCGUCCCUUCGAAUCUCGUUGAACUUCCCCGAACAAAACGGUCUUUAUCACCUGGUUGCGAACUACCAGUGUUACGCAGGUGUGAGGCGGAGAUUCCACUUCAUCUCAGUGCCAGACAGACAUGGCUGGAAUCCUUGAGAAGCCGAGAAGACGAUCAAUUGGGCUUUGUUGAGCUGCACCCUGACGUCUUUUCAGUACCUCCCAGGGUUGAUAUCCUUCAUCAAGUAGAAGUCUGGCAAAGGAAUUUCAAGAGAAUUAGCCACGCUAAGGUGAAGUGCAGGGCGGAGGUGAGAGGUGGGGGCCGGAAGCCUUGGAACCAGAAAGGGGGUGGUCGUGCUCGUCAUGGAAGCAUCAGGUCUCCUAUAUGGAGAGGAGGGGGAAUAUCACAUGGCCCUAGAGGACCAACAAGUUACUAUUACAUGCUACCCAUGAAAUUGCGUGUGCUCGGAUUAAAGGUUGCUCUAAGUUCGAAACUGGCUCAGGAUGGUCUUCAUAUUGUCGACACUCUAGAGAUGCCAACACCUGAACCGCAGUACCUCCUGGAUUUGGCUCGAUACAGAAAUUGGGGGGAGACCAUCUUGAUUGUGGACAUAAAUGAACUCCCUGAAAACAUCAUUCAAGCAACAGACAGUUUGAAAACUGUGAAUGUUAUUCCAGCCUUAGGGCUAAAUGUUCACAGCAUGCUGAAACACGAAACACUGGUUCUCACGCUGGAAGCUGUGAACUUUCUGGAAAAGAAGCUCCUUUGGCAUGACUCUCGAUUCACUCCUCUUUAUCCCUUUAAAUUCCCCUACAGUGAUUUUCCUUGAAUGUACUCACAGGCUGGAGUAAAACAUGAUAGUCCAACUGUCGGUUUACCAAUGCUUAUAUGGACAUGUUCCAAUGAAUUCAACUUAAAUAUCAUUUAAUGUUAUUGAAAUUACACUUAAAAAACAUACACCAAUAUUGCAAUCUAUGUAUGGAAGAGGUACAGACAAGGCACACAACUCAGUGGUACAGCAUUCCCUAUAAUGGUUGGAAGACUCUUUGGGGUAGGAUCCCAUUUGCCAGGUCAUGACGCACUUCCCAUCUCAAUGCGGACCGUUUCUUCUCUGUUGGCACUACAUAGGUGUUGGGGAUAUAGAUUUUCUGCAGCUUCUGUUGAAGAAAAUUAAUAGUGUGUGAGAAUGUGCUCCAGUCUGACAAUUCCAACAACUCGUUUGAAACAAUCUAUUCAGCCCCUAAACUGAAGUGAAUUAAUUGCAAUGCAAAACUGAAAAAGAAGCUGUAAACCAGAAUGUCAAAUGUUGAAUGGGCAGAGUAGUCUGCAUGGCAAGUUUGUGUAUUCAGGUUCUUUAUAAAGUUUCUUCCAGUGUCAA